Striga asiatica is the source of this 315-nucleotide messenger RNA. The record is from the annotation of a GenBank genome assembly. NCBI's taxonomy places the organism in Eukaryota, Viridiplantae, Streptophyta, Magnoliopsida, Lamiales, Orobanchaceae.
AUGGAGGUAUCGCUAGUUUCAGAAAAAAGUCACUUGACACUUUCAGUCAAUGUAGUUGAAUCUCGACAUUUGUAUGUGCCGGGAUUGAUGAUCGUACAGAGCAAGGUUAUCGAGCCUUCGAGCAAAGCACUUGAUGUAAGAAGACGAAAACUGAAAAGUCUGAAUCUUAAAAAGAAGAAGAUUGUGCUGAAAGGAGCUGUUCGUCACCAAAAUUUUCUCAAGGUGAUUCUCAAUUCUAACAAAAAUGCUGAUUUCAUGCAGCUGAAAGUUCAUUGUGCACUAGAACACCUUUACAUGCUCAGGAUAGUGUACUAA